Messenger RNA from Durio zibethinus, 2931 nucleotides. The record is from RefSeq and is a predicted model, not a curated record. NCBI's taxonomy places the organism in Eukaryota, Viridiplantae, Streptophyta, Magnoliopsida, Malvales, Malvaceae.
ACCGGCCCUCAGCAACAAUACCCAACAGCACCCCGGAAUGGCUGAUAGCAACCACCACCACCACCACCGUCCCAACCGCCUCUCCGUCCCUCCACGCGGCACCACUCUUACGAACCCCACCACAAAAACGGCCACCCCAAGAUCUUACCCUUUGUAUUCCUAUCCUUCCCUCGCAACCCCAACUCCAACGCCCUCAAAACACCGCCUCUCCCUCCAAUCUUCCAAAGCCUCCUAUUCCUCGCAGAAAAGAUCCUCCUUUUCUUUCCUCCUCCUCCUCCUCCUUUCCCUCCGCUCUCUUUACUCUCUCCUCCCUUUCCUCCGCUCGUCCCCUCCUUCUUUCUCUGUUUUCCCUUUCUCUUUCCUCCUUUCCUUCCUCUCUUUCCUCCUUUCUCUCUCCUUUUCCCUCUUCUCCAAAAAACACCCCAGAAACCACCCAAUUCUUUCCCUUUCCUCUCUCUCCAACUCUCAGCUCAAACUUUUACUCUCAAAGUCCUUCCUUUUAUCAAUUAUCUUCCUUCUCAGGUUCCAGGCUCUUAGAUACUGUGGUACAGCUGCUAUGAUCUUGGCUGAAUUAUCCGGAAACCUUGUUGGCAGGCUAUUUUCUGACGCAAAAACUCCGAGAAAAAGGUCGUUUUUUUCGUCUCAAUUCAUUGGGUUUUGCUUUUUAUUUAUUGGGUUAAUGUUAUUAUCUUUAAGUUGGGACAGAGUAGAUUGUUUCCCUUGGAAUAAGACUGGGUUUUCUAUGUAUCCUAGAGAAGGUUGUGUUAGAAUUUGGCCAAUGUUGUUGCCAUUUUUAUCAGGGUUUUUAGGCUGUUAUGAGAAGGUUUCGAUGAACUGGGGAAGCAUUAGGCAGCUUGGUCGGAAAAGGGUUCGGUUGAUUUCAUUGUUUUUCGCUACUGUUAUGCUUUUUGUUCCUGCUGUUGUUAGUUUCUUUGUUUAUGAAAGUGAAGGAGGAGGAGGAGGAGGAGGAGGAAAUGUUUCCAUUGAGAAUUUAGGUUGGCCUUUGGUGAAUACUGUUGUUUUCGGAGUGCUUUUGAGUGAGAAUUAUAGUGAUGAAGAUGAUAAGUUAGUGAGUUCUAAAGAUUUUCAAAGGGAAUUUGUGGUUACAUUUGUCUGUACUGUUAUUUUGGAGUUGUUUUAUUUUGAUGAGGUUUCCCUUUUGGGGCUGUUGUUGUGCGGUUUAUUGUUGUAUUUUGGUGUUCAAGAACUGAGUUCUGUUUACUCUAGUUAUGUUGAAUUGGGGAUAGAAUCUUCAGAGUCUUUUAGUAUGACGAUAAUGAAACCUGUUCGGCAUAUUUUGAGUGAGCGAAAGUCUCGAAAGAUCGCAAUGUUCCUGUUGAUUAAUACUGGAUAUAUGGUCGUAGAAUUUGUUGCUGGCUUCAUGAGUAACAGUCUUGGGUUGAUAUCAGAUGCAUGUCACAUGUUGUUUGAUUGUGCUGCAUUGGCUAUUGGGCUAUAUGCUUCAUAUAUUUCACGGUUGCCAGCUAAUAAUCAGUUCAAUUAUGGUAGAGGCAGAUUUGAGAUUCUAUCAGGGUAUGCUAAUGCUGUUUUCCUGGUUCUAGUUGGGGCAUUAAUUGUGUUGGAAUCCCUUGAGAGGAUUUUGGACCCUCAAGAGAUAUCAACUAACAGUCUGUUAACUGUCUCCAUUGGAGGGCUUGUUGUCAAUGUGGUGGGUUUGAUAUUCUUUCAUGAGGAGCAUCAUCAUGCACAUGGAGGAUCAUGUUCGCAUUCACAUUCUCAUUCCCAUUCCCAUUCCCACUCUCAUGAUCACCAUCAGCAUUCACAGGUUCAUGAAAGUCACGUUCAGCACCAUGAGUAUAUAAAUGUUUCUGAUGGACGCCACGAAUCAUGCUCUGGCCAUGAACACCUUCAUGGUAACCAACAUGGUAGCAAUAAUUGUCAUGCUGAAGAUCACAAAAUAAACACUGAGUGCCAUGACCUCCAUGACCAUGCUCAUAAUCACACCCUUCAUGGUUGUGCUCAUCAUCAUCAUGGUCACCAUGAUCAUGGACAUCAACAUGAUCAUGCUCAUAGACAUGACCACCAUGAUUGUGCCCAUCAUCAUGAUCUCCAUGACGACAGACACCAACAUGGUCACAAGGAUCAUCAUCAUGAUCAAGGAUCAGGCUUGCACUCCCAUGCUCACUAUUCAGAACCUACAGGUUAUUUAUCGUUGGCAUAUGGAUCCAAACAGAGGCAGCAGCUUCUAUCUGAUGGGAAGGGACCACAGAAGCACCAGCAUCACCACAUUGACCACAAUAUGGAAGGAAUCUUCUUGCAUGUUCUGGCAGACACCAUGGGAAGUGUUGGAGUUGUUGUAUCUACCCUCUUAAUUAAGUACAAAGGAUGGCUUGUUGCUGAUCCUGCCUGCUCAAUAUUCAUUUCGGUUCUAAUUAUAUCAUCUGUUAUCCCAUUACUUAGGAACUCUGCUGAAAUUUUGCUUCAAAGAGUUCCUAGGUCUCAGGAGCAGGGUUUGAAGAAGGCCAUAAGUGAUGUUAUGAAGAUGAAGGGGGUAUAUUGUAUUCAGAACUUUCAUGCAUGGAGCUUCACAAACACAGAUGUUGUUGGAACAAUCCAACUUCAUAUAUCAGCAGAAACUGACAAGGCUGCUACUAAAGGACAGGUGUCACACAUCUUACAUGAUGCUGGAAUCAAGGAUUUGACAUUGCAAGUGGAACGCGUUGAGCAAUAGUAACUUGUCUAAGGUUGCACCAUUGAGAGUGGAGAUUAGCCUAUUCAUCUUCGGGACUGAAUCUUGUUAAGAUCAAGGGCAGAUAGCUCCAAUUGAUAUGAUGUUGAGGAGUACGGAAUUAUGGAUUUCUCGAUGCUUUCUUGGCGUACGUAUAUAUUGGUAAGAAUUGAGUUCAACAUUGAUGGAUUUCGGCAAGCAACAAAAAACGAAAAGUGAAUGUUUUGGUGCCAUAAUUAAAA